AUGUGGCUAUUAUUCCACCACAAUCUCCAAUCGAUCAUGAAGCGAAACCACGACGACAGCUUUCUCAAAAUCGAAGCAGUUAAAGUCGUCGAACGGGAAGUCCGUUUCGAUUCUCAUUAUCUCAAGAGAUUGUUCCCCAAUAUCAAUUGGGAAACCCUAGUCUACGCAUCAAAGACAUUGGGAUACCACGAGCUCGCUGAGGAAACCCCCGACGCGUCGUUUCUCGAUUCCGAAGAUUUUCUGAAGAAAUUCCACCACGCACUCUUUGAGCUCCGCCUCCAGGAAGGCGCGAUGGUUUGCGCUCAGAGAGAUCGCAGGUUUCGUAUUGAAGCUGGGCGCGUUAAAGUAGAGAUGACAACUGUCACUUGUAUAAAUUGCGGAUUUGAGAUGCUGCCAAGUGAUGAUGCUUCAGCGAGCAAGAGAAAAUAA
This is a messenger RNA of Lactuca virosa, 429 nucleotides long. Lineage: Eukaryota; Viridiplantae; Streptophyta; Magnoliopsida; Asterales; Asteraceae. The record is from the annotation of a GenBank genome assembly.